Molecule: messenger RNA, 1485 nt
Organism: Gekko japonicus
Lineage: Eukaryota; Metazoa; Chordata; Lepidosauria; Squamata; Gekkonidae
Product: keratin, type II cuticular Hb1-like
Exons: 10
Coding region: 1-1485 (494 amino acids)
Biological process (GO): intermediate filament organization; keratinization
Cellular component (GO): keratin filament
Molecular function (GO): structural constituent of skin epidermis
Source: RefSeq, a predicted model, not a curated record
AUGUGGUCUGGGCCUUUCUCCUGCUAUCAGGGCACCAGCACUGGAUACAGCUGUUGUGGCACCAGAUAUGGUUACGGUUUCAGGCGUUCUGGGUUCUGUGCCCCUGGUUCUCCUCACAUCACUCCCGUAACUUGCAAUGAGACCCUGCUGCGGCCUCUCAGCCUGGGGAUCGAUGCCACGGCUCAAGCAGCCAAAUGUCAAGAGAAGAACGAACUUCAGUGCCUCAACAGCAAAUUUGCCUGCUUUAUUGACAAGGUCCGGGUUUUGGAGCAGCAGAACCUGAUGCUGAAGACCAAGUGGGACUUCUUGCAAGAGAGGAAGAGUCGCAAAAGCAACAUGGAACCCAUGUUUAAUGAGUAUGCCUGCAACCUGAAGAAAGAGCUGGAGUGUCUAGAGCAUGAGAGAGCACAGCGGCAAGCAGAAAUGAAAAACUGGAGAGAGACUCUGGAAUGUAAUAAGAGAAAGUUUGAAGAGGAGUGUCACCAAAGAACAAAUGCAGAAAAUGGAUAUGUGACAAUUAAAAAGGAGGUUGAUUGUGUUUUCAUGGACAAGUCAGAGAAAGAAGCCAAAGUACAGGCCUUGAUGCGAGACCUCUGUUUUUACAGAGCUACUUUUGAGGAGGAGAUCCAGGGGCUGCAGUCUUGCAUUUCAGACACCUGUGUCACAGUGCAGAUGGACAACAGCCGAGGUCUAAAUUUGGACUGUGUCAUUGAGGAAUUCAGGCGUCGGUAUGAAGAUAUAGCCUCCAGGAGCCGUGCUGAGGCUGAGGCUUGGUGCCAGUGCCAGUACCAGGAGUUGAAAACAACUGCUGCCCAACACUGUGACAACCUGCGCAAUGUCAAGGAGGAGCUUGCUGAGAUGACUAGGGUGGUCCAUCGCCUGGAGGCAGAACUUUCCAAUGUCAAAGCGCAGCGCUGCAAACUGGAAGCGGAAGUGGCUGCAUCCGAAGAGCGUGGGGAGAUGGCAAUGAAAGAUGCCAAAUGCAAGCUGGCUGAGCUGGAGGAAGCCCUGCACAAGGCCAAGCAGGACAUGGCCUGCCAACUGCGGGAAUACCAGGAGCUGAUGAGCCUCAAGCUGGCCCUGGACAUCGAGAUCACCACGUAUAGGAAGCUGCUGGAAGGAGAGGAAAGCAGGUUGAGUGAAGGAGAAUGUGCUGUAAACAUCUCUGUGCGAAGAAGCCAGGGAGCAGUUGUGUGCAACACCAAAUCUCAGCCUACAUGUGGACCUCAUGGUGUGUGCAGGCCCACUGGGCAAAUUGUGACACCUCCUCGCACUGGAGUAACAAAGUGUGGCCCAGCCAGAGAUGUGUGUGUUGAUGCCGUGCCUCCUUGCAGGGAUACAGGGAAUUGCAUCCCCUGUGUCAACCCUUGCCCACCUUAUGGAGAUACCUGCCCCCCGCCACAAGGCUUUAGUUGUGGGAGCAAUAGGGGCUCCCAUAUCAAAUUUGCAUCACCUGCUGGUGGUCACUGUAGUCGAAACUACUAG